Vombatus ursinus (common wombat) is the source of this 9070-nucleotide messenger RNA. RefSeq names its product SEC16 homolog A, endoplasmic reticulum export factor (gene SEC16A). Gene Ontology annotation, biological process: Golgi organization; COPII vesicle coat assembly; autophagy. NCBI's taxonomy places the organism in Eukaryota, Metazoa, Chordata, Mammalia, Diprotodontia, Vombatidae. The record is from RefSeq and is a predicted model, not a curated record. Gene Ontology annotation, cellular component: ER to Golgi transport vesicle membrane; endoplasmic reticulum exit site. The transcript has 32 exons. The coding region runs from base 181 to 7479 and encodes 2432 amino acids.
AGGAGCGGGCGGGCGAACGCUCGGGGAACGGCGGUGUGGCCGCAGCGGCCUCCCCGCGAAAGGCUUGUGGGACGGGGGAGCCCGGCCUGACCGGGACUCUGUCAGCUUAAGGAGAACCUGUCUUCAGCUUCUUUGGGCAAAAAGCAUCUGACUUUGCAAGACUGACUUGGCAAGAAGUGAAUGAUGCAGCCACCACCUCAGACCGUUCCUUCUGGAACUGGUGGACCACCUCCGGUAGGAGGUCCUCGUAAUAUGUAUUGGUCUAACAGCCCAUUUAGCAGGCGGGCUAAUGCACCAGUGACCACUGUAGCUGGCCCAGUGCAACCUGUAACAGAUCCUUUCGCAUUUGGCAGACAGACUCCACAAGGAACAGCAUUAGGCAAUCCGUCCAAAGGCAACUCACUUGUUAUGCAAGGUCCUUCCCCACCAAUAUUUUCUCAGCCACCUGGUAUGCAUGUACCUCAUACCCAUGCAGGGGAUAAUUCGCAAGGACCUUAUACAUCUUUGUCUGGGCCUGUAUCACAACCUGGAGUAAAUACUGACUCGUUUACAAAUAUAUUGGCUCCUGCUGUGCUGCCUGGACAUGUUAUGAAUAGUAGUACAGAAAUUCAUCCAACUGCAGAACCUGGAAUUCAGGCUUCAUCUGUUCCUUCACAUUACAAUCCUGGAGCAGGACUUGAAAAUUCUUUUGGGGAACAUCUUCAGAGUGGUGUGCCUCUGCCUUGUAGGCCACUAAGUCGGCAAGAUCCAAAUGGUGGCACUACAGCAUCAUUCUUUCCUCAACCUCAUCAGCAAACCCCAGUUCAGUGGAGACCAGUUCAAGGAAGUCCACAGUCUUCAGUUCAGAAUUACUCACCAUACAUUGAACCACCUUCUCAGAAUGCAGUUUCUCUUGCUUCUGGUAGUUCUCAUUUUCUUCCUCAAGCAAAUAUGCAUCAAGUUCCUGGACAUCAGCAACAUGUUCCAUUAGUUUCUACAUCAGGACCCUUGGUUGGCAACGAAAGGAAUGAGAUGGUCCCUUCUCAGAGUAACAACUACACAGCAAAUAACUUUCAGCCUGAAAAUAUGUUUAGGCAAAAUCCAGGAGUUAAUAGUAGUUGGCCCAGUCAGGAUUUUAGGCAGAAUCUAGGAGUGAGUAAACAGCAAUUACCAGACCUUACUCUAAUUAAUCCCAUUGCUCAGGGAAAUAGCUUAGAAAACCAACCACAGUAUAGAACUGAGGCUGUAACCAGUCAUGUACUCCCAGAAGCAAAUUCAGGAACUAUCACAAUGUUUUUCAAAGGGGAAGAGGCAGAAAAUGAGGAAAAUCUUUCUUCAGAAAAAGCCGACACUACUGUUAAGUCUGACUUUGAUGGCUUUCUGCCAGAUUCUGGACAUGGAGGCCAUCACCUUCCUCAUCCUAUGCCGGUUGGAGCAAGUGUCCCUUUUCAGGCAUCAGUUCAUAAAGGUUCAGCUAAUGAGUCUGCUCAACAGGGAAUAGAGGCCCAGCAAUACUUUUCUCAAUCUACAAGUAACCAACAUGAUAAACAAACCACUAAAAACUGUGACAUUUAUGUUAAUGAAGACAAGGCUUGUACUGUUAAAACUUGUGGUGCCAUUGGCUCACAGUAUGAAAAUGUUGAGAACUUAGAAUGCAUUCAGAAUCAAGAAGUUCCACCAAGUGAACCCCCAAAUUUGAAUCCUUCCUCUUCAAAUGAUCAGUUCAGAUAUGGGCCACUCCCAGGGCAGUCUGUUUCAAAGCACAGUAUUGUAAGUUAUGCUGAAGGAGGACCAAAUCUAGAAGCACCUGAUUCAAUACCUCAUCCAGUCCGAUCUGAUAGUGUAUCCUCCAGCUAUAGUAGUGUGAGUCAUAGGAGUAUUUCUAGUUCAACAAGACCCCAAGAAUCAGUGGGCACAUUUAUUCAGCAAGAAGUUGGGAAGCCUAAUGAAGAGACUUCAGAUAGUUUCUUUAAGCAGAUUGAUUCUUCUCCUUUAGUAGGAGAGACAAAUGAUAAUAUAAACAAGAAUUAUCAUAGCAGUCUCUCCCAGCCUCCAACUCCAAGCCCUCCUAAACCGACAGGGAUAUUUCAGACAAGUGCAAAUAGUUCUUUUGAACCUGUAAGGUCCCAUGGAGUUGGGGUAAAACCUGUUGAGGCAGACCGAGCAAACGUGGUAGGUGAACUGAGAAAGAACCAUUCCAAGCGGAACAACAGUAAACCAACUGUUACGGUACCGGCUGCUUCACCAGGUAAUCUGGAACAACCUCCAGACAACAUGGAAACAUUCUUUACCCCACAUGCACAUCCUUUGCCUCUUGCAACAACUGAUGAAACUGUUAAUGUGCUUCCUCAUGGCGGGGGAGGUCUUUUGGAAAACGUGCCCAUGGCAUCUGAAAAACGACCCUCAAGGCCUCAAGUUACCACUAAAAAGUGUGAGAGCCCUGCAACUACUUUGUGGGCACAGAAUGAACUACCUAACUUUGGAGGAAAUGUCCUCCUCGCACCAGCUGCUCCUGCACUUUGUGUACCUGCUAAAACACAGGCUUCUGAAAUUAUUCAGCCUCCAGAUGAGGGAUUAUCCAGUCUGCAGCCAUGUAAACCAGGCUCUAUUCCUAUGCAUACCCCUCAGGAUGGCAAUGUAUCCUCUGAAAAUCUUGAGAACCCUCCCAAAAUGGGAGAAGAGGAGGCCCUUCAGUCUCAGGCAAGUUCUGGUUAUGCAAGUUUAUUGUCCUCACCACCCACUGAAUCUUUACAAAAUCAACCAAUCUUGAUUGCCCAGCCUAAUCAGAGCUGUAAUUUGACCCAGCCCAUAAAUUUUUCUGUUUCCUUGUCUAAUCAGUUAAAUCAUAAUGAAAAUAAUCGUUCUUGCAAAGAUCCUGCAGUGGGGGACAAGUCUGCCCCAAGUAGUCAGCCUCUGUGUGUUGGCGUACCUGGGGAAAGCAUUCCCUUGUCUGGGACUCAAGCUACAUCUCCUGUUAAUUCACCAUUACCUACCAAUCAUUCCCAUACUAAUUUUUCACAAAGUCCUGGUACCACUUCUGAAAUGGUUUCUAAUCAAUCUCCCAAUUUACUAGUUCAACCACCAUCUCAUCAGAUGCCACUUAACUUGGUUCCAGAAUAUCAAAAAAAUCAGAAUUCAGAAAGUGUUCCUUCUGAAUUUGCCAUUAAACCAGUGGUUAAUUUGUCUGCUUCUCCGGGGUCUAAUCUCCCUACUGGAAACACCGGUGUAAUGUUAGUUCCACCAGUGAACAGCACCCUAAUACCCCAUGCUAAUAAAGCAAAUCUCACCAAUUAUCAGGAGGAAACCUCUGGAGCACUUGAUUUUACACUGAGCCGGACUCUGGAAAGUCACAGUACAGACAAUUCUGUGCAAGCACAUAAUACAUCACAUGCUAGUGGUCCAACUUUUUCUCACCAAGCCAUCACUAAUCAUAAAAGUCAGCCUGGGCCUGAAUUGCAUGAUAAAGAACAUUUCUACCAACAGGUAACAAAAGAUGUACAGCACCAGAUUGCUCUUGAUAAAUCCCAGCCAGAGGCCUUACCUCCUCAGCAACAAGGGUCACCAGCUGCUCAGGUGCCCAAGACAGUAUCUGAUUCUUCAAACUCUGGAAAGCAACCUGAUUUGUUACCAUCAGGAAAUUCACCCCAGCUCCCAAGCCAGGGUAAGGUGGAGCAGCAACAGCUCUCACAGUCAUCUAGUAUUCCAGCAACCUCAGCCCACUUUAGCCAACCAGCUAGUCAGCAAGAGCAGCAGUGGCCACCAUCACAGACUCCUCAGAAUGCUUUUGGUCCGCCUCAGAACCUGUCGGCUUACUACUAUUACAGGCAUCUUUAUGAUACCUACCAACCUCAGUAUCCACCACCCUAUCCUUCAGAUCCUAGAACAGCUUCCCUUUAUUACCCGGAGGAUGCCUAUGGCCCAUAUGACCCUCGUUAUAGACAUUAUGAUAAAAGUGUUGCUUAUGCUGAAAACUAUAGAUAUGCUGAGCCAGAGCGUCCAAGUUCCAGAGCUAGUCACUGCUCAGAUCGACCAUCUUCCAGACAGGGGUAUCCUGAAGGAUAUUAUGCUUCCAAAGGUGGAUGGAGCAGUCAUAGUGAUUACUAUGCAAAUUAUUACUCCGGCCAGUAUGAUUAUGGAGAUACAAAUCGCUGGGAACGGUAUCAGUAUGAUCACAGGUUUAGAGACCCCAGGAGCUAUGACCGAAGGUAUUGGUAUGAUACUGAACAUGAUUAUUACAGGAAAGAAGCAUAUCCUUAUGGUGACAGACAUGAAAAAUAUGAUGAUCACUGGAGGUAUGACCCUCGUUUUGCUGGGAGCUUUGAUGAUGAACCAGAACCUCACAGAGAUGCUUAUGAUGAUGAUAGGCGUAGUAUCCACAGUGAACAUUCUGCCCACAGUCUCCAUAGCACCCACAGUCUACAGAGCCGCCAGAGCAGCUUCAGCUCACGUUCUCAUCAAAGCCAGGUUUAUAGAAACAAUGAUGUAACUGCUAAUUCAUAUGAACGCCCGGCUGCACCAGCCUCACUUCCUGGAGAUUAUUCCUAUGGUGUUUAUGGUAAUAAUUUCAAUGGUGCACAGGGUUUUACAGAGUAUGGCUACCCUACAGAAACAGGAUGGCCAACUUCAGAACAAGUUCCAUCAAGACCAACUACACCUGAGAAGUUUUCAGUGCCUCAUGUCUGUGCAAGGUUUGGCCCUGGAGGCCAUCUUAUUAAAGUGCUUCCAAACUUGCCUUCUGAAGGACAGCCAGCUUUGGUUGAGAUACACAGCAUGGAGACUAUGUUGCAGCAUACUUCUGAACAGGAAGAAAUGAGAUCCUUCCCUGGACCUCUUGCUAAAGAUGAUACCCAUAAAGUGGAUGUUAUAAAUUUUGCACAGAAUAAAGCAACAGAAUGUUUGCGGAAUGAAAAUCUAAUUGAUAAAGAAUCUGCAAGCCUUCUUUGGGAUUUUAUUGUACUGUUAUGCAGACAGAAUGGGACUGUCGUGGGAACAGACAUUGCAGAGCUCUUGCUACGAGAUCACAAAACAGUAUGGCUUCCCGGAAAGUCACCCAAUGAGGCAAACCUGAUUGAUUUUACUAAUGAGGCUGUGGAGCAGGUGGAGGAGGAGGAGUCUGGUGAAGCUCAGCUCUCAUUUCUCACUGACAGUUUGAUAACCACUAUUGAUAGUCUUGAAAAAGAGACAGAGAGGUUUAGAGAGCUUCUUCUUUAUGGGCGUAGAAAGGAUGCUUUGGAAUCUGCUAUGAAACAUGGCUUAUGGGGACAUGCUCUGUUACUCGCUAGUAAAAUGGACAGCCGAACACAUGCAAGAGUUAUGACCAGGUUUGCCAACAGCCUUCCAAUUAAUGAUCCCUUACAAACUGUUUACCAGCUCAUGUCUGGAAGAAUGCCUGCUGCAUCCACAUGUUGUGGAGAUGAGAAAUGGGGAGAUUGGAGGCCUCAUCUUGCUAUGGUUUUGUCCAACUUGAAUAAUAAUAUGGAUGUAGAGUCAAGGACAAUAGCCACCAUGGGUGAUACUCUUGCUUCUAAAGGCCUCUUAGAUGCUGCACACUUUUGCUAUCUGAUGGCCCAGAUUGGAUUUGGGGUUUAUGCUAAGAAAACUACAAAACUUGUCCUAAUUGGAUCAAAUCACAGUUUGCCAUUUUUAAAAUUUGCAACCAAUGAAGCUAUUCACAGAACAGAAGCUUAUGAAUAUGCACAGUCACUGGGAACCCAGCCAUGCUUCUUGCCUAAUUUCCAGGUAUUCAAAUUCAUCUAUGCUUGUCGACUGGCUGAAAUGGGACUUGCUGCACAGGCCUUUCAUUACUGUGAAGUCAUUUCUAAAACCAUUCUCAAACAACCGCGCCAGUAUUCACCGGUGCUGAUUAGCCAGCUCAUUCAGAUAGCCUCCCAGUUACGACUCUUUGAUCCUCAAAUAAAAGAGAAACCAGAACAGGAAUCAUUUAUUGAACCUACUUGGUUAAUACAGCUCCAGCAAUUGAAGAGGCAGAUAGAGGAGGGUGAUAUAAUUUGGAAUCAGGACAGAGCAACGCCACGUCAGUACCCAAGUACACCAAGCUCUGAACUGGAGCAAUAUGAUGGCACAGGACAUGGUCAAGAAAUUGGCCCAGGAACUGACAACCCAUUAUUAGCAUCAUUGUUGCCUAAUACAGAGCAGUCUAACCAAAACAUUCGCCUUAUGCCUUCAGCUCCUCAGACUAUCCUUGAAAAUUCAGGCAGUAUGCCUGCCUCCUUCCAACAAGAAAAACCUGACAACGUACCCUUCUAUCCAGUGCCUCCUGGACCUAUUGGGCAUACCCCUGUAUAUGGACCACUAGUGUCUGUACCUGGGUUUUCAGAUCCAUAUGGUCCUGAGCAUACAACUGUGUAUCCAGGGCCUAAUGUGUCACCAGGUGGGCAACCUCUCCAGUUGACAGAUCAGCUGCCAGAAGAGUCUAGGAACCAGGACACAGGAAGAGUGCCACAAGAAUCAUCCAUUAGGAACUCUAUUUCAGAACAAAGAGAAGAGGAUUUUGGUGGGAAAUUUGCCAAUAUGGCGUCAGGACGAAGAUCCAGAACUACCUCCCAGUCUUCAGCACACAUGGAGUAUUCCAGAAAGUGUCAGAACACUGAAUCCUAUAAAGGACGAGAGCGUUCUAAUUCUGCUGGGCAGCAGCCUUCUCCCCCUUCAACUUUUGCUGCUGAAGUAAAGAGACCAACCAAAGAGGUCAAAAAAGAGCCCAAGGAACCUAAAAAGAGUGGUGAGUCUUGGUUUUCUCGUUGGCUACAUGGGAAAAAGAAGACAGAAGCUUAUCUGCCAGAUGACACAAACAAAUCAAUUGUUUGGGAUGGAAAGAAACAGCGCUGGGUGAAUUUAGAUGAGCCAGAAGAAGAGAACAAACCACCGCCUCCACCUCCAACAGCAUUUCCUAAGUUUUCUCAGGUUGCUGCUCCUCCAGGUCCUGGUGGCUCCCCCAAUACCUCUGUUAACAUGUUUUCCAGAAAAGCAGCAGAAACAAGAGCUCGUUAUGUUGAUGUUUUAAACCCAAGUGGAACAAAACAAAGUGCACCUGUUCCUGCACCCUCAGAUUUAUUUGCUCCACUAGCACCACUUCCUAUUCCUUCAAACUUGUUUGUACCAAAUUCAGGUAUGCCAGAGGAGCAGCCUUUGGAAAACAGUGGCCUAGAGGGGCAGACACCAGAUGCAUACCAACCUGAUCCAGAGCCUGCUACUGAACCACAGUUGUUAAACUCUGCCACAUUGCUACCUGGUUCAGAAAACUCAUCUUCGAAUAUGGAUGGUCGCCAAUCAGGAGAGCUUUCGCGCUGUAGUUCAAUGAGUUCAUUAUCACGUGAAGUAAGCCAGCAUUUUAAUCAGCCUCCCAAUCUGCCAUCAUCAGGAGGAGCUACAGUGGGAACAGUACCAUUUUAUAAUCCUUCUCAAUUUGCACAACCAUCUGCCAUCACUGGAAGCUCCAGGCUGGGAAGAAUUGGUCAGAGGAAGUAUCCAACACUGAAGUAGACUGUUUUGUCUUUUGAAUUAGUUAUUGGAACACUUGAAAUUCUUCUGAUAUACUGAUAAUUCAGAUUUAUUGCACAUGGUAGAGCUACUCUGUUCUGAAAUUGACAUAGCAGUAAUUUAAUACUGAUUUUUCUUCUGGUUUCCUUUUCUUGCAGUCCAUGUGUGAAUUAUGGUCAAAAAUAAUUCCACAUUUUCUUUAAGAUCCUCGUUGGAAAGGCUGAAUCUAUGAAGCUUUAGAGGGAAAUAGUUGAUGUCUGUUACUCAUACCAACUUCAGAUCUGCAACCAAAGGCAGUUCCCUCAUCAUAAUUUUGGAACCUAGUAGAGUGAUUUAAGAAUGCAAAGUUAGUUUUUGCCCUAGUUACAGAAGUGCAUUUCCUUUCCUGUAGCAAGUAUGUUUUCAUUUUUACUUAACUCUCUGUGGCCUUACUAGGACCAUGACUAAUUUUAAUGCACAUAAAGUUACAGUGAUGUUUGUCUAUAUAUGAAGGGUGUUCAGUUAUUAAGAGAGCAUCAGCAAAAGAACGUGUAUUUUAAGCUAUGACUGGCGCAUACCGAUCUUGGGGGCCACAGCUGAUCCAAAUUAACCAUUGUGAAAUGAAAACUGUGACUGUAAUAAAUUUGGUUUGGAUUUUACCUAGUAUGUAUGUAGCUUGUGUUUAGGCUCAUUGUAAAAGAAAUUGUAUAGUAAAAAAGCUCUUGUAUAAUAGUCAGUGCCGUACUCUUCUGAGGAGUGAUUUUUUUUUUUACAGUGCAAUAUGGUUAAGUUGCUUUUUUUUCUCUCAUACUAUUGGCACAGUUUCAUUCCAAUGGUCACAUCUUGAAAAUGGUUAAACAAUAGAAUACUGUCUGAAAUCCUGGAAUCUGUUAUUACUGCCCCCAAAACAGUUUCCAUAUUAAGGUCUUAAGUAGCUUAUAUGUUGAAUAUCAGUCAUGCUAAACUGCAAAUAUAGACCUCUACCUAAUGAACUUGAAAAUCUUUUAGGUUUAAUUUAGAAUAUUUUCAAUACUAUUCAUACUGGUUAAGUCUGAAGAGGCCCAAUGAGAGAGAAGAUUUAAUAUUUAUAAAAUCAAUAGGUCAUACUUUCUUUAGGUUUUGCUGGGGGAAGAUGAAUAAUUUGUUACUUUGGUAUUUGAACUUCUAAGAGUAGAAAUGAUGUAAAUGUGGAAUUAGCACUGGUCCUUCCUUUUUAUCUAGCUAACAUUUGGAUUAAAUGGGAGAGAGAAACUUAAAUUCCAAAAUGUUUUGCAGGGUUGUACAAUUAAAUGUAGAAUUCAUUUAUUUCAACUUAUAAAAAGGCAAGUCCUGGUGGAAAUAGUCUUUUGUUUAAUGGUCCAUAAUCUUAACUCCUGGACUUUCUCAUCAGCAGUCAAUGUGAUUUUUUUUGGUCUUCAAAACUUUGUUUGGAUCGUUGGCUUCCUACAGUUCAGCCCUGCUGCUGAUUGUUCUUUCCGCGUAGACUGCCAAACACCUUUUAAUUCAAGAAGGCUUCCUCUGAUCUGGGAGCUGCUAUUUUUCCUAAAAGUGUUAGAUUUGACACUGUAAAUUCUUAAAUAAAAUAUUUUGCGCUCUGGAGCACUUUCAUAUUUUA